Messenger RNA from Myxocyprinus asiaticus (Chinese sucker), 3009 nucleotides. Its product is annotated as heat shock protein beta-8-like. Gene Ontology annotation, biological process: cellular response to unfolded protein. Gene Ontology annotation, cellular component: nucleus; protein folding chaperone complex; cytoplasm. The record is from RefSeq and is a predicted model, not a curated record. The transcript has 3 exons. NCBI's taxonomy places the organism in Eukaryota, Metazoa, Chordata, Actinopteri, Cypriniformes, Catostomidae. Bases 262 to 885 code for a protein of 207 amino acids. Gene Ontology annotation, molecular function: protein homodimerization activity.
GGUAGCUCCACGGUAAAACACAUAUAAACCAGUGGAAACAGCACUUACAUCGUCAGAAAACUUGAGAACACGUACAUGAUCACGGUGAUACACGUAUAGUUUGGUGCGUAAUUACGCGCCUGGAAAGUUGUUCAGGCCACUUUUGCUUUCCUUUGUUUUGAAAUUAUAACGGAAUAAGUUUUGCGCUCUUUUAAAUAAUUUGAAAGUACUCGGACAAGAAAAGUUUUUGGACCACAAACUCAUCUGAAUCCAAGUUUCACCAUGGCAGAGGGGGAUUUCUACACAAUGGGCAACCGACAGAGAAUCCCACGGGAUCCCUUCAGGGAACAGUCGCUCGCUUCGCGGUUUAUGGACGAUGAGUUUGGACUGCCACCCUUUCCCGACGAAUUAUCUAUGGACUGGCCCGGCUGGGCGCGACCUCGACUGAGCGCCCGACUCGACGCGCCAUGGACGGGCUCGUUGCGCACGGGCUUCCCGCGGACGAGCAUGGGCGCGCCGCAGGGCUUCAGCUCCAUGUACAGCGAGACCCCUCGCAGAGCCAGCGCGCCCCCGACCAACCCAGACGAGCCGUGGAAAGUGUGCGUGAACGUGCACAGCUUCAAGCCAGAGGAGCUUAAUGUCAAAACUAAAGACGGCUUUGUAGAGGUGUCAGGGAAACAUGAGGAAAAGCAAGACGAGGGUGGAAUUGUUACCAAAAACUUCACAAAGAAAAUUCAGAUUCCAGCCGACGUGGACCCUCUCACUGUCUUUGCCUCUCUGUCUCCGGAGGGAGUUCUUAUCAUUGAAGCGCGACAGACCCCUCCAUACUACCUCUACAACAACGAAACACCUGCAGAAUUCAUGGAAGAACCCGUGGCCAAACUUCAGGAACCCAGCAUGGCUUAAACCCCAUUCUUUGAAUCACAGCACUGUCAGGGAGCAAACAGAGAGCAUGCCCAUGGUUAUUUCUUCCAAGCAUGUGCCAAAAUGUCUAGUUUUACCAGUUUCUUAAACAAAAUGGUAACACUUUACUAUCAGGUUCCAUUCGUUAACAUUAGUUAAUGUAUUAGGUAUCAUGAACAAACAAUUAACAAUAUAUUUUUACAGCAUAUAUUAAUCUUUAAUUAAUAAAUAGAUAGUUAAUAAAAACACAAUUGUUUAAUAUUAGUUCAUGUUAGUUCAUAACGCAUUAACUAAUGCUGAGUUUCAUAAAUGCUUAAUAAGUAUCGUUCAUUGUUAGUUCAUGUUAACUAAUAUUGUUAACUAAUGUUAACAAAUGGAACCUUAUUGUAAAGCAUUACCAACAAAAGUAUUAUCAUGUUUUUUUUCUUUUCUUUUUUCUUUUUUUUUUUUUUAUCAAGUUCUAUUAGUUUUAUCAUGUUCUUAAACAAAAAGUCAUUAAUUUGCUCCAAAGAUAAUGAAAUGAGCUCCACAGUCCAUGUCAAGUGUUACACCAUGGUUUGUGGUUGGAUCAAAUUCCUGUAACCAGUCAGGUGAUAAGUGAAAGGUAUUAAAGGGAUAGUUCACCCAAAAACGAAAAUUCUCUCAUCAUUUACACACCUUCAUGUCAUCCCAGAUGUGUAUGACUUUCUUUCUUCAGCAGAACACAAACAACAUUUUUUAGAAGAAUAUCUCAUCUCUGUUGGUCCUUACAAUGCAAGUGAAUGGUGAUCAGACCUUUGUAGCUCCAAAAAUCACAUAAAGGAAACAUAGAAGUAAUCCAUACGACUCCAGUGGUUAAAUCCAUAUCUUCAGAAGCGAUAUAAUAGGUGUGGGGGAGAAACAGAUCAAAAUGUAAGUCCUUUUUAUUUACUCUAAAAAUCUCUGUGUGUUCUGCUGAAGAAAGAAAGUCAUACACAUAUGGGAUGGCAUGAGGGUGAGCAAAUGAGAUGAGAAUUGUAAUUUUUGGGUGAACUAUCCCUUUAAAUGCAACCUGGUCUCAUAGACACAUGUUUAUUAUACCUACAUCUUUGCAAAAUGAUUGUUACGGGGUUCGUUGUAUGCACCAAAGCAUUUUCCUGGUAAAAUGAACUAUAAAUGAACUAAAGCUGAAUGACAUUUUAAGUUUUUCAUGUCACAUUUGCUUUUUAUUACACUAUUGGUUAGGUUUAGGGGAGGGAGGUAGGAUUUGUUGAUUUAAAACUCGAUAGAGCAUUAACCUUAAAAACCUCAUCUGUUUGGGAGAAAAUUUAACUCGCUUUUAGCGGCACACAGUGGAUAUUUCAUCACGGAACUGCUGAGAUGCAUUUAAGGAGCCACGCAACAACAUUUUGCAACAAUGUCGCCAGUAACAUUAUAUAAAUGAGAUCAGGCUUGUUAAACAUGGUGAGACAGGGCCAAAUUUCUGUAGUUUGAAUUUUAAGGCCUAAAAUAGGUCAGAAACAUGCUCUACAUAAUUACGUAAAUGUAGGCACGAAUGCUUGGACAAGACCACAUGCAUGUUGAACGUAUGUGCAUUACUUUGCCGUUAACAAACCUCAGUACUCAAGGGGGUAGAUUUAGCUUCAAAUGUCUAGCUGUAAACAUGCUGACAGUUUUACCCGCUAGUGGCAACACUGAGAAUGCAACACAAAUGUGUGCUGUGAAUUGCUAUCGGACACAGUUACGCAACAACACAUGAAAUCAAGCUUGCAUGGAUAGAAACGUUAGAGAUUACAUACUUGCGUAGGUUAUGUUUCAGGCUUAUGACCUUCUUCUGAGGUCCUUAAGUUAAUAUAAACUUGUUUUGCCCUGAGUACAAAUGUAAUGUACAAAUGUAGUAGGCUCUAUUAUAUGGAGGUCUUUACUGAAAACUGGGCCUGAAUACCGGAGCUCUUUCUCAAGGGCUUUUGAUUGUCUGUUUUGUUCUCUUUUAUCUUUUUGUGUAGGUAUGCUAUGCACUUUUAUAAUAAAUGACAUUUACAAACACAAGCCUUAUAUUUUCUCUGCAAAUAUCUAUGAAGUUAGUUAAUUAAAUGCAUUACAUAUAUAGAGAAUGUAAUUUGCUCUACUGUUGUACUGCUGUGUUUCUAUUCACCCUUACAGCAUAUU